AGCCGGGGCCGGCGGACGGAAACGCCGGGACUUCCUUCGGGGUGGGAGGCCGGCCCUCGGGGCGGCGCGCUCCCCGCGGGCGAGCCGCGGUGAGGCGGCCCCGCGCACCCCGGGGCGGGCGGCGGCGAUGCGGGCCGCCUGGGUGCUGCUGGCGGCGUUGGCAGCCCUGUCCGCCUACUACGUGUACCUGCCGCUGCCCGGCACCGUGUCGGACCCCUGGAAGCUGAUGCUGCUGGAUGCCACCUUCAGGGCAGUGCAGCAGACGUGUCACCUGAUUCACUAUCUAAGACUCAGCCAUCACUUGAUAGUUCUGAAUUAUUUGAUAUGUACCUUUGACAAGUUGAAGUCUGUCUCCUCCGAAGACAUUAACAUCACGGAUGCUGUUUUUGACGGGGUGGAAGUCAGAGUGUUUGAACCUCCUGCAAAGCGAGAUGAAAGGCUCAAGCGCAGCGUUGUUUACAUCCACGGAGGGGGCUGGGCCCUGGCAAGUGCAAGAACAAGCCUUUAUAACAAUCUCUGCAGAAUCAUGGCUGAAUCUCUCAAUGCUGUAGUUGUCUCAGUUGAAUACAGGCUGGUACCAGAGGUGUGCUUCCCUGAGCAAUUCCAUGAUGCUCUCCGUGCUACUAAGCAUUUUUUGCAGCCUGAUGUCUUAGCUGAGUAUUCAGUUGACCCAAGUCGAAUUGCAAUUUCUGGCGAUAGUGCAGGAGGAAAUUUGGCAGCUGCUGUGUGUCAGCAGCUUAGCAAAGAUGAGCAUUUGACCAUCAGACCGAAACUACAGGCCUUAAUUUAUCCAGUCCUCCAGGCAUUUGACUUCAAUACACCUUCUUAUCAGCAGAACAUGAAUAUGCCCGUUCUGCCUCGUUAUGUCAUGAUCAACUAUUGGAUAGAUUAUUUCAAUGGUAAUUACGACUUUGCUCACUCACUACUGAUUAACAACCACACUGCUCUUGACGUUGGCCAAGCUCUCUCUUUCAGAGGACGUCUGAACUGGACAUCUCUACUGCCUUCAUCGUUCAAAAAGCACUACAAGCCUGUAAUACAAACCACAGGCAAGGCUGAAAUCAUCCAGGAGAUACCAGCGCUGCUUGACGUACGAGCAGUCCCGCUCCUUGCAGAAAAUGAAACUCUGCAGCUGCAGCCAAAGACUUACAUCCUGACCUGUGAGAAUGACGUCCUGCGAGAUGACGGGGUGAUGUACGCCAAGCGCUUGGAGAACGCUGGCGUGGAAGUCACGCUUGAUCACUUCGAUGACUGCUUUCAUGGCUGUAUGAUAUUCACCAUUUGGCCUACUGAUUUCUCUGCAGGCAUUCAGACCAGAAACAGCUAUAUAAAAUGGCUGGAUGAAAACCUCUGAAGAGAGAGUCUCUCUAGAAGACACAACGUGCUCAGCUCUGGUGUCUGUUCUUGCUAAAAAGCCAACAAUGAAAAAGUGCACUUUUCCAAAUUCUGACUUUAUCCGUUCCGCUGCAGCUGCUGGGGGUUACAGACCACUAACUACAGCAUUCACUAGCUCGAUUGGCCUUGCCCAGCAAAGUAUUUUGAGAAAUACUUUUUCAAACUUUGAUUUGUUUUCCCCUUCUUUCAGCUGGCAAUUGCCAAACAUAAACAAAUGUUGAGCAGGGAGAUCAGCAUUCCUGUAGCAUUCUUAACUGCCUGCAACUUUCCAAGCUUUGACUCUUGAUUAGGUACAAAGGCCACAGUUUUCAAAUGGUGUGAAGUAAAGGCAAACACCUACAUCUAUGUCUGAAUAUGUAAAAAUGGGAGCUAAUUUUCAACAGUGGUGAGCACCUGAUGUCAAAGAAAGUGUGAACACUCUCUUCUUUGACAGCAGAGCCGUGCAUUUGAAUGUCAAGCAUGGAUAUAGGUGUUGGCUUUUAGGCAUAUAGACAAAUGGCUCGUUUGAAUUUAAAAAAAAAAAAAGCUCUUCUAGGCAGUUAAGAUGAUGCUAGACAAGUCUCUUAGCCAAACAUGUAAUUCAGCUUUGGAAUUUGGUCUUUGUUGCCUUUUAGUUAUUUAUAUUUUAUAAAAGCACAGGACUAAUAUAUUUUCAAUAAAAAGUAUUACAGCAUACAUACAAAUAUCUAGGAUAAAAUAUUAUGUGUAGCAGCAGAAUCCAGGUUGCUUAUGUGAGUGAACUUCAAAGCUGACUACUAAUUUGGCUACUGAAUGUGACUUCAUGUGUGUUUAAAGCCUCAGUUUUAUGACCUCCUUACAGAAAAUACUGAGCUUACUAAAAAUAAUCUGCUGUAUGGUUUGCACUAAUGUUUGUAAUUAAUAGUAGAAGUUUUUGUUCAUUGACUUCUCUUCUGUGCUUGUAGUGUUGAUUAUAUUUCAUGCUUCCUGGAAGGAGUGAAGCAAGCAAACAGAAGUGGGCUCUAAUCUAUAUGGAAGAUUUAAAUCUGAGCUUUGCAGCUAAACUUUGUCUUGUAGACUGACCCAAAACACUAGGUAAGAUGAUCCUGCUAUUGUGCAACAAAUCUCUACAGUUUGAGCCAGUCUGUAAAAUUUGGACAAGCAGAGUGGAGAAUGAAACCACUUGGGACAGUGUAUAUUGUCCAGGAUGCUUACAGCUUGCAGAAAUGAAGGUUGUGUCAAAAGCCCGGUGUUUCUAGGCAAAGAGGAGAGAGUGGCUGACCCGUGACUAAACUAGUGGAUUAAAUUCAUCCUCAGCUUUACCACAGACUUCCUGUGGGACCCCAGGAGAACAACUUAAUCUCCUUAUGCCUCACUUUCUUUUUCUGCAAGAGAGGGAGUAGUAAUUUCCUACCUCACAAAGGAGCUGUGAAGCUGAAUUGGCAGGUGUGGGUGAAGCACACAGAUGUGACGGUGACUGGCAGGCACUGAACAGAUCCCGUACCUUUUGAUUUUCCAUCCUUCUCUAAUAGCUGGCUCCGAGCAGCCUGCCCCGUGACGAGUGGUGCGGCUAGGCUGUGGGUCCUCCUGGGCAGUUUGCUCAUCUCUGUCCUGGCUCCUGUGAAAAUACCGUAAGGUGAGGCUUCCUGGCUGCUGGGAGAUAAUGACAAAGGCAAUUUCAUUAGAAUGUUUCUUAGGGCAGGAUUCUGAAAAGUUCUUUAAAAAAAAAAAAAAAAAGGUACUGGUAGAUCAAACAGCCUUAUGUCAUUUAAAAUGUAUACAGACCAGUCUACUUUCACUGGUAUUUAAAUUAAAUAAGAGAAUGGCUUUACUGAAAUGUUGCUUCCUAGAAACAUCAGGUAGUUAAUGUGGUUGUAUGUAUUAAGAAAAGCUAUUAAUGAGAGAAGGCCUCGAUGUAGGCUCAGUCAUGCAGGCUGAAACUCAUUUCGGGGCAUAGGUUCACACGGAGGUCACAAGGCAAAGCUUUUUCAACAGUGGCUCAGAUCCUUUUUUCCAUUUAGAUUGUUACAAAGACUUGGUGGAGUUAGAGCAGCCGAGUGACAAUCUGAAUCAGAAUAAAAUUUGGCCAAGAUAUCCAAUUAACACUGCAGAAGAAUUCAAACUUUUUUCUAGAUUUAAACCCUCUUUUCUUCUUUCCCCUAUAAACACAACUUCAGUAGAUAUAAUUUACACUUAACAGACAGCAACCAAAGUUAUGUCCAUUCAAAAGGCAGAUUACUAAUCUUGAAGAAGGGUCUGCUCCAGCAUCCUUUCCACUGUAUGGAGGCGGCUCCGUUUACUUGACUUUAGACGACGACUUAGAGCCUCAAAAAAUAUCGUUACACUGAGUUGUAACAACAGGCUGCUUCUGGCUUUCCCACUUAAUGAGUACACCCAUGUCAGAAAAGAUGUAAUUUAUAUCCACCUGCUGUCAUUAAAAGAUAGUAGUAACUGUAGUACUGGAAGAAAAAAGUGGUUAAUAUUCCUAUAAAUUCUGUAAUUAUUAAGUUUGCCUGAGAGCUGUCUGCAAAGCUUUAGAUCAGCAUUUGUUUAUAGCUGAGUUAUAAAUAUCUGCUAUGAAGCUAUAAUAUAAUUGCUGCUGGGUUUUUUAACUGAAAUGAAAUGGAGAGCUGGAAUAUAUAUAUUCAUGGAGUCGGUUGUAAAUUUCCUUCAUGCACUGAAGCACAUUAAAGUCUUGGCACAAGAAAUGGUAGUAAGUAUAUAACUGGACUGAAUGUGUUUACUAAGUCAUCACCGGUUUGAUGCGACAUCCAAGAUCGGAGCACAACUUGGAUGUGAUGUUACAGUAUUAACUAGUUCUGUCAGAAUAUCUUGACUACUUUUAUCAUGCAGCUGUAUGGUUUAAGUACGUGAUAGCUGCAAAGAUACGCGAUGGAUCCCAUAACAUAUAAAAAGAGGUCUGAGCUCCAGCUAUAAAAAGACCUUUUAGUAGAUAGCUGCGCAAGACACCUGAUUAAAAUUCAGUGUAAACCUUGAAGUAAGUGUCAGUCUAAACUCAGCUUUCCUCCUACUUUGCUUUGUUCUCCUUGCCCACAGUCCCUGUGCCCAAAGUUGAAAGUUGAGGGUUGUUGCCAGCUGAGCUGCUGCAAGCUCCCAGAAACCGAGCAUUAUCUCAGCUGAGAGCUCAACCAGGGCCGGCAGGCACUUUUACAGAAAGCUGAUGCCUGCUAGCAAGAGAUUAAGAUUAAUGCAUGUUACAACACCUCGAUUUGUUCCUGUGUUUAAUCCUACGUCUCCUGAAGUGUUUCCUCAGAGCGCCUAGCACCUUCAUUCCUUGGUUAUUUCACAACGCAGUUUAGGGCACUGUACACGUUGUAGGAUCUGAGCAAGUAUUUGUAACAGUAUUUUACCUGUGCAUAGUAAAAGUCAGUCUUCUCAAAGAUAAUAAGUUUGUCUACUUCUCUUUUCAUGAAAUCAAUGAGUAUGGCUAGCUACUUUCUGUAGAUAGCUUUUUUUUCCCCCCUCCUACAAUUAGAUUUCAUCUAUCCAUUGCAAGAAUAUCUUGUUCCUGAUGGCUGUCAAAGUAUUCAAAUGUAAGCUUUAAAAAAAACAACCAAACAAAAAAACCCAAACUCGCAUAACAGCACCUAUAGUCAUUUGUAUCCUGCUUUCAUAGACCUGUGAACUGUAAUAGCAGGUCUCCAGUACUUUGGCCAAUAUUUACAGAAAUAAAUGGAGGUUUUGUCUCUCUAGCUUAGGACCUCUUAAAGGAUGGGUGGUCAUAGCCCAAACCCAUUUAAAGAUGUUUUCAUGAUACGUAAAAAUCACAAGUGAGUUGAAUUUUCUAACCUUCAUGUAAGUAAUUCCAAAAUUGCAUCCCUAGCCAAAGCAGAAAGGCCAUUGUGGGUUUCAAGCCCUACAAACUAAAAAGAAAUGUUUUAUCUUUAAAACUUUCUUUUAUAGUGUUUGGGCCUCUAUAUUUUUUUAAUCUCUUACCAAACUUUAUUAGAAACUUUUUCAAAUAAAAAUACUAGAAGUAGAUUAAGCUGUGUUAAACCUUUUAAGCUGCUAUGAUCUGUAACAGUGAUGAUGUUAAAAUAAAAACAAAACCAGCUGGUUUAAUGUUAUCUUAUUUAUGAUGUUCAAAACCCCAAAGGACAACAUACUUGAUGUGAAUGCAUUCAAUAUCUUAUGCAUGACCAUUUUUUGCUUUUUUCCCAGUGCAGGGGAAAGAUCUUGUAAGAUCUGAUUACCAAGUGUGAUUGAGAUGUGCUAUCAAAAUGAAGAACAAAUAAAUAAAGUGAAAUAUAUCUGUGA
Messenger RNA from Aquila chrysaetos chrysaetos, 5631 nucleotides. It is a transcript of the gene NCEH1, whose product is annotated as neutral cholesterol ester hydrolase 1. NCBI's taxonomy places the organism in Eukaryota, Metazoa, Chordata, Aves, Accipitriformes, Accipitridae. The record is from RefSeq and is a predicted model, not a curated record. The transcript has 5 exons. Gene Ontology annotation, cellular component: membrane. Bases 128 to 1354 code for a protein of 408 amino acids. Gene Ontology annotation, molecular function: carboxylic ester hydrolase activity.